Trichobilharzia regenti is the source of this 201-nucleotide messenger RNA. The record is from the annotation of a GenBank genome assembly. Lineage: Eukaryota; Metazoa; Platyhelminthes; Trematoda; Strigeidida; Schistosomatidae.
AUGGACCCGCAAUGCUCAGGUGUCAAUUAUUAUACUGGUCAGAGGACAGAUGUGAAAGUGAAAUGUGCACUAGUCAUUGCGAAAAGAAUCGUCUGUUUUGAGGCUAUAAGUGAUUGGACUUACCAUUUUAUGAAUGUUGCUCCUAAUAAGGUUAACCAUCUUCCUGCUCUUCUAAUAAAUGCAGUGUAUUGUGGUGAGUAG